UACCAAUUUCUCUCCUCUUGCGUUGCUUUGAAACCCUAGUUAAGUCGAGAGAAAGAGAGAGUAAACACAUACAAAAGACCGAUAAAGAACAGAGAACGAUGCAAAAACAAGAGUUCUUGGAGUUGUUCGAUGCAGCACUUCGAGCGGCUAAGUCUGUGAAAGGUGUUAAGAAUUCUCCAGAGGUAUCGAGGUUUGUUGACGCCAUGAAUCGUUUGAAGGAAGCUCCUGAGUCACUUGCUUGUGACGUGGUCUGCACAACCUCCAUGGGUAAGGGUUUGAGAUUCUUCAAAGAUCACAAAAACCCUCAAAUUCGAUCGGAAGGAAGGCUUCUUUGGGAUCUUUGGACAAAGAUUAUUCACGCUUCAGGUAGAAAAAAGAGCCGUGAUAGAGAAACUCCGGUCAAGAUUCCGACGGAUUCAACAAUGAAGAAGACUGGAGAUUCAAAACGAGACAAAGUGCGUGAGAUUCUACAAACAUCUUUGGCUAAAGUCGCUAAUGAGGUUGUUGACACAGAGAUGAAGACACGACUCACUGCUUGCGAUCCUUUGGUUGUGGCUGUAUCAGUGGAGUCUGCAAUGUUUGAGAGGUUAGGUUGUUUCAUGGGACCUCAAAAAGCAAAGUACCGGUCGAUUCUGUUCAACAUGGGAGAUAGUAACAAUCCAGAUUUGAGGAGGAAAGUGUUGAUUGGCGAGAUCGAUGGAGAAAGACUCGUGACAAUGGAGAGACAAGAGAUGGGGAGUGAGAAGAUUCAGAAGGAAGUUCAAAGGAUUAAAGAGAAUGCAAGAUUUAAGGAAGAGAGUCGAAUGAAGAUGCUUCAGUCAGCAGAUAUGAUCAUGACUUAGUUAGCAGAGAUUUAGUCAUGAGUUCCACUAUUGUAUAUUAUCAGUGUUCUUGUCAUAACUCGAAAUAUUAUUUGAUUGUAAUUUCAAUACGAUGAUUGGUUCAAGUUCAUGAAUGUUGUUUCUAAAUCUGCGUUUAAAAGACUCUCUUGGCUGAGAAGGUUUCCAUAGAAGAAUACUCGACAAUGACAACGACACAGUGAAGGUUUUGUCAUAAACCAAAUACAAAGACUUCACAGUC
Arabidopsis arenosa is the source of this 1080-nucleotide messenger RNA. The record is from the annotation of a GenBank genome assembly. NCBI's taxonomy places the organism in Eukaryota, Viridiplantae, Streptophyta, Magnoliopsida, Brassicales, Brassicaceae.